AAUCUGAUCUCAUCGUCUCCCCAAAUCACGAAACCACCUGUUCAUCAUCACUAUGCACAGAUUCAAACUCCAUCCAUCCGUCGAUUGAAAACCAAAUCAACAUUCUUUCUUCGUAAGCCAACAAAUUUGAUGAUGAUGAUAUCCUCAUCCUCAUCCUCAUCCUCACCAUCUUCAUCUCCAUCUUCAUCUUCAGCAGUACCGUCGCCAUUAAUCCCUACAAUCAUCCUCCUCUUGUUAUGCCUUCCAGCUCUCUUUUACUUAGCGCCACACAUCCUCCCUCCUCCGCCAUCUCCACCCAUCUCCUUUCCCGACGAACUCGACGAUCUUUCUCUUUUUAGGAGAGCAACUGCCGUGGAAUCACACGCGAAUAACCCGUCUAAACCUAAAUCCCAUCUCGGAGCCACCAAUUCUAAACCCAAAAUCGCCUUCCUCUUCCUCACAAACUCCGACCUUCACUUCUCCCCUUUAUGGGAACGCUUCUUUAAGGGCAACAGAUCUAAUCGGGAUCUCUACACUUUGUAUGUCCAUGCGGACCCAACUGUUAGGACCAAAAUCAACAUCCCUGGUGGCGUUUUUUCUGAAGAUCGAUUCAUUCCUGCUAAGAAAACUCAUCGGGGCACCGCCACUCUCGUCUCCGCCGCUCGACGCCUCCUUGCCACCGCACUACUGGAUGACCCAUCUAACGCAUUCUUCACGCUUAUCUCCCAGCAUUGCAUACCCCUUCAUUCUUUCAACUUCUUUUAUGAUACCCUUUUCGAAGUUAAAUCGCAUCAAGCAGCCGAAUUGAGACACUUGAAGUACAAAAGUUUCAUCGAAAUAAUCUCUAAAGAUCCCAAUAUUUUGAAGAGAUACAACGCCAGAGGGAAAAACGUGAUGGUUCCUGAAGUGCCAUUUGAUAAAUUUCGAAUGGGUUCACAGUUUUUCACACUGACGCGGCGGCACGCACUACUGGUGGUCAGUGAUCGGCGGUUAUGGAAGAAAUUCAAGCUGAAUUGUUUGACGCCGCAAUCGUGUUACCCUGAAGAACAUUAUUUUCCUACGUUGUUGUCCAUGGAGGAUCCAAAAGGCUGUACAAGUUAUACAUUGACUCGUGUGAAUUGGACUAACAGUGUUAAUGGACACCCACAUACAUAUCAUCCUCCGGAGGUGUCGCCGGAGCUGAUUUACAAGCUCAGGCGAUCGAAUUUCACAAAUCCUUACAUGUUCGCCAGGAAGUUCUCGCCCGAUUGUUUGGAACCUUUGAUGAACAUGGCCAAAGAAGUCAUUUUCCGGGACUGAAGGCUUUUGUGUUAUCCGUCACGCGUGUGUCGAGCCCAAAGUGCUGCUGAAAACUGUUUCAAGAACGAUGGUGAAGUUUUGGUGUCUAAGGGAUUCAUGCCAAAAAGCAGAAACCAGUAUAAAUGGUCAAGCAAAUUAUGAAGAACAAGAAGAACGCGAUGAACAACCAAAGAUGUGGGUAGUGGAGGGUGAAAAUUGGCUCUGCUAGUCCCCAGCACCUGCAGAUUGAUGUAGCUAAGUGUUUUUUGGCUUUUGACUGGCUUCUUCUCCAUUAGUCUCAAGUGUGUUACUCUUUCCUUUGUUCAUAUGAGUUUCAACACUCCAUUUCUUUGACAAAUUUUUUUGGAGUAAAGUUACGUAUUUGUCCGAUCGACUUUAUUUAUCUUGUUAUUUUUUAAAAUUUAAGAAUGGUAUCAAAAGUUAUAUUUUUG
Molecule: messenger RNA, 1709 nt
Organism: Cynara cardunculus var. scolymus (artichoke)
Lineage: Eukaryota; Viridiplantae; Streptophyta; Magnoliopsida; Asterales; Asteraceae
Exons: 2
Coding region: 130-1278 (382 amino acids)
Cellular component (GO): membrane
Molecular function (GO): glycosyltransferase activity
Source: RefSeq, a predicted model, not a curated record